Magallana angulata is the source of this 594-nucleotide messenger RNA. RefSeq lists its product as uncharacterized. NCBI's taxonomy places the organism in Eukaryota, Metazoa, Mollusca, Bivalvia, Ostreida, Ostreidae. The record is from RefSeq and is a predicted model, not a curated record. The transcript has 2 exons. The coding region runs from base 131 to 499 and encodes 122 amino acids.
AAAUUUAUAAUGAUCUGAUUUUAUGAAAUGUAAACGAAAUUGCAAAGAAUGAAAACAAUAUCAAAUUCACGAAGGGCUUCACAUUACAAUCAGGGAUAGGGUAUUAGAUCGGCUAACCUAGCGCGAGAGAAUGGCUCACAGUAAGGAAGGCAGAGAGUUUUCUGCGGGCCGAAAAUGCCAUGCAAUUGUUUUUGAAGAAAAGCCUUCAGAGGCACCUGAACGAGGCCCUUUCACCUCCAUUAUCUCCAAAUCUCGUCUGCUCUCUAAGGGACCAUCCGAGAAGUCACGUGCCCUCGUUUUCGCUUUGACCAUUUUGGUUGUCACCAUCACGUGCCUGGUCUUCCUACUGGGGGUCAGGGUCAUUCGUGGAGAGAAUCACAUUACGCAAGACGAAGACAUUGAGAGAAUUCUGGAACAGAUUCUUGGCCCCAAUUUUGGACACUUGAACAUAUCCGACUCGGAUGUUCAGAAUUUCACAUUUACCCAUGGGCAUAUUUAAAUACAAUCACAUUAUAUUUUUAUUGAAUGUACACUAGUCUGUAUAUGUCUCACGCAAAGGUAAAGGAAAAUAAAGAUAUUAAAAAUGAAAAAACU